Penicillium soppii is the source of this 2274-nucleotide messenger RNA. RefSeq names its product putative NAD+ kinase. Gene Ontology annotation, molecular function: NAD+ kinase activity. The coding region runs from base 1 to 2274 and encodes 757 amino acids. Gene Ontology annotation, biological process: NAD+ metabolic process; NADP+ biosynthetic process. Lineage: Eukaryota; Fungi; Ascomycota; Eurotiomycetes; Eurotiales; Aspergillaceae. The transcript is spliced from 13 exons. The record is from RefSeq and is a predicted model, not a curated record.
AUGAACUUCUUAAGGUCUCAGUUAUUCCGAAAUAGCUCUCGUCUCUACAGAUCUCAAGCCAGAGCCAUGCAUAUCCAGUCGAUUCCUAUGUGGACGGGGAAGGGCAACAACUAUGCCUACCUCGUAACAGAUGAGCUGACCAAGCAUUCUGUUAUCAUUGAUCCCGCGAACCCUCCAGAGGUUGCACCGGAAUUGAAAUCUCAAAUCGAUGCUGGCAAGAUCGAUUUGAAGGCUAUCGUCAAUACUCAUCAUCACUGGGAUCAUGCUGGUGGUAAUGACGAAAUACUGAAACAAUUCAAGGGCCUUCCGGUCAUUGGUGGCAAGGACUGCGCUUCUGUCACCAAAACCCCCGCUGAUGGCGAAGUAUUCAAGAUCGGAGACCGUAUCUCCGUCAAGGCGUUAUAUACCCCCUGUCACACACAGGACAGUAUCUGCUAUUAUAUGCAAGAUGGAGACCAGCGCGUUGUGUUCACGGGUGAUACCCUUUUCAUCGGCGGUUGUGGUCGAUUCUUCGAGGGAAAUGCGAAAGAGAUGCACAAAGCGUUGAACGAAACCCUUGCUGCUCUGCCUGACGACACCAAGGUUUAUCCCGGUCAUGAAUACACCAAGGCGAAUGUCAAGUUCUGUAUUGCUGUCUCGCAGACCGAGCCUAUUAAGAAGCUCCAGGCAUUCGCGGAACAGAACAAGGAGACACAGGGUAAAUUCACCAUCGGUGAUGAGAAGCUCCACAAUGUUUUCAUGCGUGUCAAUGACCCCGAGAUUCAAAAGGCCACUGGCAAGACUGAUCCUGUCGAAAGCUAUGGCGGGGCAAGCGAUACGGAGGCUCAGAACCACCUGGAGGUCGUCUUUUACCCCGACUCCAAUCACCGUCGCAAAUCCUCUCUCGUUACGAUGGACAAACCCAAGCUCCAACCCCGCACAGACCAAGAUGACAAGACGACCGCCUGCUACGUCCACUCCCUCAUUGCCGGCGAAUGGACCUCACCCCCUCACCAUAUAAAAGACACAGAGGACGUAAUUCGGACCCUGAAUGAUGACAAGGUCGAGUCCCCCGAUUUCGAGCCAGACAACGCCGUCUCGGUGGCCGAACGCGACAGCAUAGAGCUCGCCAAAGUCCCACCAACAAUUCUCCAAUCCCGCCAUCUCACCAAAAGACAGCUAUCCGACAUGGCCUGGAACGUGCGCAAGCUCUCCAAGAAGCUCGGCAGCAUCAAGCUCAAGCUCACCGUCAAAAACGUCUUCGUCGUCUGCAAAGCACAGGACGAAUCCCUCGUCAGUCUGACGCGGAAGGUCACAAAGUGGCUCCUCUCCAAAGACCGCGACUCCCAAUACGUAGUCUACGUCGAGCGGCGACUGGAAACACAUCCGGACUUUGGCGCGCUGCAGCUUGUACAGGACGAGCCUUCGGCGCAAGGGCGGCUGAAAUACUGGGAUCCCAAACUUGCGCAGGAAAAGCCGCACCUGUUUGAUUUUGUGAUCACGCUCGGCGGCGACGGCACCGUUCUCUACACUAGCUGGUUAUUCCAGCGGAUCGUGCCGCCUGUAUUAUCCUUUGCGCUUGGCUCGCUGGGGUUCCUGACGAACUUUGAUUUCGCGGAUUAUCAAAAAGCCCUUGAGAAUGCGCUGCGAGAUGGCGUCGUUGUCAGUCUGCGAUUACGGUUUGAAUGCACUAUAAUGCGGAGCAAGGCACGGGCGAAGGAUCCUUAUUCGAAGACGCUAGCGGAUCGCGACUUGGUUGAGGAGCUUAUUGGUGAGGAGGGAGAGGAUACGUUGACGCACACGCCGGAUCGAGUGUAUGAGAUUUUGAACGAUGUAGUCCUCGACCGAGGGCCGAAUCCAACGAUGUCUCAAAUCGAGCUCUUCGGCGACGACGAACACUUCACCACUCUGCUCGCUGAUGGAAUCUGCAUUGCGACUCCAACCGGCUCAACAGCUUAUAACCUCGCCGCUGGCGGGUCUCUUUCUCAUCCGGAGAACCCUGUUAUUCUCGUUACUGCCAUUUGCGCGCAUACUCUAUCCUUCCGUCCGAUUAUCCUACCUGACACCAUUGUUCUGCGCAUGGGCGUGCCGUACGAUGCGCGAACGAGCUCAUGGGCUAGCUUUGAUGGCCGCGAGAGGGUCGAGCUACACCCAGGCGACUAUGUGACUGUCUCGGCUUCAAGGUAUCCCUUUGCUAAUGUCUUGCCUCCAGGUGGACAGGGCGAAGGCUGGGUUCACAGUAUCUCCAAGACUUUGAAUUGGAAUUCGCGACAGAAGCAGAAGAGCUUCAAGUAG